Molecule: messenger RNA, 2663 nt
Organism: Trematomus bernacchii (emerald rockcod)
Lineage: Eukaryota; Metazoa; Chordata; Actinopteri; Perciformes; Nototheniidae
Gene: shld3
Exons: 3
Coding region: 274-1056 (260 amino acids)
Biological process (GO): positive regulation of double-strand break repair via nonhomologous end joining; negative regulation of double-strand break repair via homologous recombination; positive regulation of isotype switching
Source: RefSeq, a predicted model, not a curated record
ACUGUAGUUUGAACAGGCUCUGACUGCGUCUGCGCGUUACUUGAACUAUCGCGAGAUUUCACCCAGGGCAGCGCGACAAUAAAAUGUCUCCAUUAGAAAUCCAGGUUUAACUCCUUGUUGGCUGCUUAUAAUAAUAAAGGACAUCAUUCAGCUGAUAUAAAGACAACUUGGAUUGCAUGCUGCUGUGUUACCACCAUCAGUUGCUUCUAACUGAAGCAACAUCAUGAGGCGAAAGAUGAGGAGGAGGUUAGUUCAGUCUGUCCUCUGAUCUGUAUGGAGGAUGUGGUUCUGCACUAUCAGCCUGGAUCAGCUGCUGGGCUCAGCUCUCUGUUAGAGAGGACAGAGAAGCUUCUGGAGCCUUUCCCCUGUCGGAUUCCUCCAGUCUUCACCCGCUGGUACCCCUCCUCCACAGACCACCACCUGCCCAUCAGACCCGCCAAACCUGCUCCUGUCAUCACCUGCUCGGAUGACUUCUUCUUCUCCGACAGCAGGACGCACACCCCUCAGAUCCAGCCCCAGAAACCUGAAGUUGAUGGUCCACCUGCGGAGACACCUGAAAAUCCACAAGAACCCAAAGAUGUCGCCUGCAUCUCCGAAACUCCAAACUAUCUGUUCCCAGAGAGAGAGGUCCCCAGACUUCACACUGAGAAACACAAAGAUGUCUUUCCUGUCACAGAGUCGCCGGUCAAACGGUCCUGGAGCAUUUUCUCACAGAAGGGAGGUAUGCAGAGCUCCCAGUCUCUGUCCAAACAGUUCCGUCACAUGGUGUCCCUCCACAGGCUCCACCUCCACCAGAGGGCCAAAUGGGUGAUCAGGCAGCACAACUGUGGGGCGACCAGGGACAUCGAACAGGUGUGGCGAUCUCUGAACCGCUCCGUCCAGAGCUCCACUCUACCGACGUGUAACGCCAACAUCCAGAGGGAGCGGGCGGAGAUCUGGGUGUUCUGUGACGUGGUCCACUCGGAGCAGGUGGGGUCUCUCCUAAAGGACGAGCUGCAGCUGACGGGGAGGAUCCGCCUGUCGGUUCACAGGCUGGACAACAUCUUCAGCAUGUAGACGCACAACAGGUGGAUCAGCCUGACUCGGACUCCAGUGAUGUUGUACAGCUUCAGAUGAGAUCCAGAAGAGCAAACACAUUAAUAUAUGCUUAUAAUCAAAGUUCUGUUUUAUGAUGAAAUACUUGACUUGAAAUUGUUUCCAAGCUUCGGGCUGGAAGAAUCCUAAUGAUAUCACCUGACCUCCAUCAAGGUGUAUUAUAUGUAUCCAGCAUACCAACAGCAAAACACAUUUUAUGCACCUUGAAAGAAUCAGUAUCAAUUUAAGUGGAAGCUUAUAUUUAGGGCCUGUGUCCACACAGCGCCUUUUUCUGAGAGCCAGUGUCAUUUUUCAAUGUUUUUAAUGGGAAGGGAGCCGUUGAAUUCUGCUGUCUAAUGUAAAAGCUCUGCAUCUAGCAUCUUUGUCCUCAGCGCUGAGCCAUUUUCGUGCAGUUGGGGAAAAGAAUGACAUUUUCAGAAAAGCACUGGUAACGUCACUGUAGAAAUUGUAGGAGAAGUUUUCUUUUUUUUGUUAGAUGAAACGCUGGGUGGAGGCACUGCCAAGAGCCCUCACAGUGCCUUGAUGUCAGAAGGUGACGCUAUGUGGACACCUGGCCUUAGAAUAUCUCACCGCUUUAGCUUUCUGUUACAGCCCUUUUUUGGCCAGAAACUGAGCUGUCUCUCUGAACUAACCCUUUAUAACACAAAAGUCACUCAACAGCACAAACAAACUAUAACGACCGGAGCACACAGACCAGCAGCUCCCAUGUUCAAGUUCAAGGCUUUCAAUAUAUAAUGGUCUCGAGUUCAAAAUAAUAAAACGGAAACACAAAAAGUAUUUAUCAACAGUAAAAACAUAUCUAUCUUUGCAGUAUUUCCAUCGCACACACUAUAUACCUUUACAGAAUCUGUUAUUUUACACUAAAGUAGAUCAACGUACUACUAACAAAAUAGGAUACUAUUACAUACGAGUUGCCGUUUAUUGCAAUUACAUACAGUUGGAAAGGGCUGUCUGACGAUAAGGUAAAGCAGUGGAAAUAUUCUAAAUAAAGAAUUCACUGAUAUUGAUAUUAUCUUUACUGUUUGAAAAUGGUUUCAAGGUGGCUAAAAUAAGUUUUGCUGAUGACCCUUCCACAUCAGUAAAUUGCUUAGAUUACUGGCUGCUUCUACAAACUGGGGCAUGCUAACCACUAUCCAUAGUCAAUACUCAUCACCAAUAUUCCAAAAACAUGAUCAUAACCAGGAUACUGAUCCACAUGUUAACACCAUAGACUGUAUAUAUAACACACAACCGUUUUUAAAUCAUCAGCAAUUCAACAUACAUUCAGUCAUAAAAGCUAGUAAACCACAUACACAACAAUUUUUUUAAUUGCCUGUUUUCAAAUGUAACAUUAUUUCUCUCAUGACCACAUUGUACAAGUGUGUGAUUUUUUAAUAAUUCAUAUAAAUAUACUUCAUUAAUGAUUGAGCUGAACUGAAGGGGAUUGAAGCCUCAACCAAAAUUGAAUUUUGUGCCAAAUUCCAGUUUGUUUUUAAAUGCUUAUGAAUUCAUUAAGAGAUGCUUUAGAUUGUAUUUAAAUAAUAUAUCUCUUCACUUUGCAAUGUAAAUAAAGGUUUAUUUGUUUUUAA